Spirometra erinaceieuropaei is the source of this 264-nucleotide messenger RNA. Lineage: Eukaryota; Metazoa; Platyhelminthes; Cestoda; Diphyllobothriidea; Diphyllobothriidae. The record is from the annotation of a GenBank genome assembly.
AUGCCUCUGCCGGCGAAUUCUUGCACCUGGCAACACCAACGUGAGGCUGACAGCUCCACUGCCGGCAGCGCCGCUCACGUGGACACGGACUCCGACGAGGGUCCGCCGACACUGUAUGUUAGUAGCACCAACAUUCGCAGUAACACCAGUUCUCCCAUCCCUCAGGAGGCGAACUGGUCUGGCGGAAGACCCACCCAGUUUGCACCCACCGCAAGUCAGCGAAACACCAACCUGCGGGCGUCUCGUAGGCGGAUUAUUAACUAG